Molecule: messenger RNA, 831 nt
Organism: Rhipicephalus sanguineus (brown dog tick)
Lineage: Eukaryota; Metazoa; Arthropoda; Arachnida; Ixodida; Ixodidae
Exons: 5
Coding region: 1-831 (276 amino acids)
Biological process (GO): positive regulation of DNA-templated transcription
Cellular component (GO): nuclear body
Source: RefSeq, a predicted model, not a curated record
AUGCGGGUUCCCCGACAGCAGCAGGCCGCGUACCAGGUCUUGCGAGGCGAUGAACGUGAGGCCCUCGCUGUCCCGAAGACAGACACCCUGUGGGAGCGAACCCCGCGCGAAGUGACGUUGAGACCCCUGUUCUGGGUCAACUGCCCCAAGCCAGCAAGUGCCACGGGUGCCAACCGCCGCCACGUUAGGGUUGGCAGGGGCAGCUGUUGUGUCGGCGACAUUACAAUAGAAUCGGCUAAGUCGGUGCGGAAAAAACCACGCGUCCAGUGGACCGAGAAGGAGACCUGGGCGCUGAUAAAGCUCUGGGAGGACCACUUGGACGCCAUGCGAGGGCAUAAGCACAACGGUGGGUUGUACCAGGCGAUUGCCGAGUGCCUCACUGACGCCGGUAUUCCCCGUACACGGGCGCACGUGCACAGCAGAAUUGACAACUUGACACAGACAUUCAGAAAAAUUGAGCGAGAGCUCACAACAGGCUCUUCACCACCAACGUGGCCCUACUAUAGUGAAAUCAAGAGGUUCAUUGGUUGCCUACCAAUAAAUGAUCCGUCCCUCAUGGAGGAGAGCUGCUGUAAUAGCAGUAGCGACACUGUUCAGAAGCUUAUCUACGAAAUGGAGAGCGGAGUCAGUUCCGAGGCUACUGAAACUGAUAGCACACCAGUGCCAGGAACACCAACUGAACCGCAACCACCACCUGCACCCACCACGCAGUGGGCUCAGAGCCCUGCCACAAGUACGGCAGCACGGGCAACAAGGAGGCCACGGCGGCCACUGAGCGCCGCACGUGAAUUUCAAGAAGCUAUGCUGGCUGAACAAAAAAAAGAUGGUUGA